Molecule: messenger RNA, 2175 nt
Organism: Coffea arabica (coffee)
Lineage: Eukaryota; Viridiplantae; Streptophyta; Magnoliopsida; Gentianales; Rubiaceae
Biological process (GO): DNA integration
Molecular function (GO): nucleic acid binding
Source: RefSeq, a predicted model, not a curated record
AUGCCUAAAACUAUUUAUGCGUUUCUUAAUCUUGGGCCAUUUAAAGGCACGGGCAUUAUAAUCCAACUAGCAGACCAUACCAAUGCUUAUCCAGAGGGGUUAGUCGAAGACGUCUUGGUACAGGUAAAUGAGUUAGUUUUCCCAACAGAUUUUUAUGUCCUAGCUAUGGGAUAUGAGAAAGCAUUAAACCCGUUACCUAUUUUCCUAGGUAGGCCAUUUUUAAGCAGUGUUAAGACAAAAAUAGAUGUGAAUGAGAAUACUUUGUCGAUGGAGUUUGAUGGUGAAAUUGACACAUUUGAAUUGAAUAGGGAGGAUGCACUGGCAGUGGCAUUGGGCAGACAUCUUGAGUUGGGAGCAACUUUUGAUGCACCUGAGUUGGAGCUCAAGCCUUUCCCAAAGCACUUGAAGUAUGUAUUUCUCGGAGACAAUAAGACGCUACCAGUCAUCAUAUAUGCUCACUUGUCAUCAAGGCAAGAAGACAGCCUUAUUCGUCUCCUUCGGGAUCAUAAGAAGGCGAUUGGGGGGAGCAUAGCAAACAUCAAGGGAAUUAGCCCCUCCUUAUGCACGCAUCGGAUCUUACUUGAGGAUGAUGAAAAACCGGUAAGACAAGCGCAACGGAGAUUGAACCCACUAAUGAUAGAAGUGGUAAAGAAGGAAAUACUUAAACUCCUGAAAAUGGGAAUCAUCUUUGCCAUCUCAGAUAAUUCUUGGGAGAAAACUACAUUCACCUGUCCCUUUGGUACUUUUGGCUACCGGAGAAUGCUUUUCGGCCUCUGCAAUGCUCCAACGACUUUUCAAAGGUACAUGGUGAGUAUCUUGUCCGAAUAUGUAAAAAAGAUUAUUGAGGUGUUCAUGGAUGAUUUUAGUGUGUAUGGGGAUAGUUUUGAUGAAUGCUUUGAUAACUUAGCCUUGAUUUUGAAAAGAUGCAUAGAGACAAAUUUAGUUCUAAAUUGGAAAAAAUGUCAUUUCACGGUGGAGCAUGGUAUUGUCUUAGGCCAUGUAGUGUCGGCUAAGGGAAUAGAAGUAGAUAAAGCAAAGGUCGAUAUUAUUUCUGCUUUACCUUAUCUCAUAAGUGUACGGGAAGUGCGUUCCUUUUUGGGUCAUGCAGGGUUCUACAGGAGAUUUAUCAAAGAUUUCUCCAAAAUUGAAGCGCCUCUGUUCAAACUGUUGCAGAAGGAUAUAGCAUUUGACUUCACCGAGGAAUGCAAGGGAGCAUUUGACAGAUUAAAGGAGUCAUUGACAUCGCCACCCAUUAUCCAACCUCCAAACUGGAGCCUCCUAUUCGAAAUUAUGUGUGACGCGAGUGACUACGCCGUGGGAGCUAUGUUGGGGCAAAGAGUCAGCAGGGCGGCACAUGCAAUCUACUAUGCAUCAAAGGCGUUGAAUGGAGCUCAGCUCAACUACUCUACAACAGAGAAAGAAUUACUAGAUAUGGUUUUUGCAAUAGAAAAAUUUAGACCUUAUUUGUUAGGUACAAAAGUAACAGUUUUCUCUGAUCAUGCAACCUUAAGGUACUUGAUGACAAAAAAUGAUGCUAAACCAAGAUUCAUCAGAUGGAUCCUGCUCCUUCAAGAGUUCAACUUGGAGAUUAAAGAUAAAAGUGGGGCAGAGAACCUAGUUGCUGAUCACUUGAGUCGCUUACUUGCACAUAAGGAGGAGCAACCAUUGAGAGAGGCGUUUCCAGAGGAACAACUACUGGCCGUUGAUUCGUCUGCACCCUGGUAUGCUGAUAUGGUAAAUUUCUUAGUGACUAAUCAAUUGCCCGCAGCCAAAGCCACCCAUACUAACGAUUCUAGAGUGGUUGCAGAAUUCUUAAAAUCUAAUAUUUUUGUCUGCUUUGGAAUGCCAAGAGCUGUGGUAAGUGAUAGGGGGACACAUUUUUGUAAUAAGACUAUCACUGCCCUGUUCCAAAAAUACGGCGUGCUCCACAAGGUAUCCGCACCGUAUCACUCGCAGACAAAUGGGCAAGCUGAAGUGUCAAACAGGGAGAUCAAAUCAAUCUUGGAGAAGAUGGUGCGCCCAGAUAGGAAGGAUUGGAUUUCAAAGUUAGAAGACGUACUAUGGGCAUACAGAACCGCGUAUAUGACGCCAAUUGGGAUGUCACCGUACAGACUAGUCUUUGGUAAGGCUUGUCAUCUUCCCAUGGAGUUCGAACACAAGGCGUCUGGGCAAUGA